CAGGCCCAGGGCCGCACCUGGCAAGGCCUCGCACCAGGGAGGGGCCGGCAGGCCGAGCAGCCCCCGAGCGCGGGCGGCAACGGUACCCUUGCACUCCCCAGGGUGCUACCUCCAAGCACCACCGACGUGAGCCGAGGGGAAAUCGCAGGGCCGGCCCACCCCGGCGAGGGCCCGGCCUCGCUGCCAUGUUCCUGACAGGAAGACGUCCUCGGCCCCCGUGGGGGGCUCCAGGCACACCCGGCGUAAACGGGCUGUCUGCCCGCAGGACCCGUGGCCCUCCAGCUCCUGACCCUCCGACCCAAAAGCGCUGGGCCAGAGCCCCACGUGGGGAGGCCGCGGGCCAGACGGAGAUGCGCCGCCCAGCACGCGGCCCCGGGGUCUGGGGCACUCACGAACCUCGGGCACUUUCCGAGGCUGGGGCCUGGGACCCAGACCCCUAAGCGACCCCAAACAAGGCGGAACCGCGGUCACGCGCGGCAUCUGGGGAGGGCCCCCGCCCAGACGCCAUCGCGGCCCCACCGGCCUCAGCCGAAGCGGGCGCGCGGUGCCCCGCCGCGCUUUCGUCAAGUUGCCGAGCACCUCCGGAGAACAAGAAAACAAUGUGGGUCCCCUGAGCGCGGCCGCUCCGACGGCGGCAACGCGUCGGAAAGCGAAAAGGAAGGCCUACGUAUUUUCCAGCGGCUGAAACGGCUCCUGGCCCUGGCGAAUCUGCCACUACCCUCGCCGGAAGUGCGGCCCUCCUGCCGGAAGUCGAGUUUCCUCCAUUUUGUGGCCCGCCAUGGCGGCGGUGUUAAGGUUGCGGACGGGAUGCGGCGCCUUUGACUGAGGGGGUAGGCCAGGCGAGCCAUCGGGAACGUCGCGCGGAGCAGCAAAGGACCGGCCCGGACGCCGGGGACGCUGUCAUGUACGGCGCGGGCGGGGGCCGCGCCAAGCCCGAGAGGAAAGGCGGCGCGAAGGAGGAGGCCGGGCCCGGUGGCGCCGGCGGCGGGGGCAGCCGAGUGGAGCUGCUGGUGUUCGGCUAUGCCUGCAAGCUGUUCCGGGACGACGAGCGGGCCCUGGCCCAGGAGCAGGGACAGCACCUCAUCCCCUGGAUGGGGGACCACAAGCUCCUGAUCGACAGAUACGAUGGGCGUGGUCACCUGCAUGACCUCUCUGCGUAUGAUGCCGAGUAUGCCACUUGGAACCGAGACUACCAGCUAUCUGAAGAGGAGGCGCGGGUAGAGGCGCUGUGUGAUGAAGAGAGGUAUUUAGCCUUGCAUACGGACUUGCUUGAGGAGGAGGCAAGGCAAGAGGAAGAAUACAAGCGGCUGAGUGAGGCGCUGGCAGAGGAUGGGAGCUACAGUGCCGUGGGUUUCACUUACGGCAGUGACUAUUACGACCCAUCCGAGCCAACGGAGGAGGAGGAGCCUUCAAAACAGAGAGAAAAAAGUGAGUCUGAAAAUUUGGAGGAAAAUGAAGAGCCUUUCAUCGCCCCUCUAGGACUGAACGUUCCAUCUGAUGUGGAAUUGCCACCAACAGCCAAGAUGCAUGCCAUCAUCGAGCGUACAGCCAACUUUGUGUGCAAGCAGGGAGCACAGUUUGAAAUAAUGCUGAAAGCCAAGCAGGCACGGAACUCGCAGUUUGAUUUCCUGCGCUUUGAUCACUACCUCAACCCCUACUACAAAUUCAUCCAGAAAGCUAUGAAGGAGGGGCGGUACACAGUGCUGGCAGAGAACAAGACUGAAGAGAAAAAGAAGUCAGGCACAAACUCUGACAAUGAAGAUGAGGAUGAUGAGGAAGAUGGGAGCUACCUACACCCGUCUCUCUUCGCCUCCAAGAAGAGCAGCCGCCUGGAAGAGCUGAUGAAGCCCUUGAAGGUGGUGGACCCGGAUCACCCCCUGGCAGCCCUGGUCCGAAAAGCACAGGCUGACAGCUCUGCCCCAACCCCAGCUGCAGACGGGGCGCCUGUGCAGCCCUCCCAGGUGGAGUACACAGCAGACUCACCCGUGGCAGCCAUGUACUAUAGCUACUACAUGUUACCCGACGGAACCUACUGCCUGGCACCACCCCCUCCAGGGAUCGACGUGGCCACUUACUAUAGCACCCUUCCUGCUGGGGUGACUGUGUCCAGCUCUCCCAGUGUGACGACAGCUGCCCCGCCGCCUCCUGGGACCACACCACCACCUCCCCCAACCACAACCGAAGCGAGCAGCGGCACCUCCUCCUCCACCACCACAAGUGCACUUGCUCCCGUGGCCGCCAUCAUCCCCCCACCCCCCGACAUUCAGCCUGUGAUUGACAAGCUGGCGGAGUACGUCGCUAGGAAUGGCCUUAAAUUUGAGACCAGCGUUCGUGCCAAGAAUGACCAGAGAUUCGAGUUCCUGCAGCCAUGGCACCAGUACAAUGCCUACUAUGAGUUUAAGAAGCAGUUCUUCCUCCAGAAAGAAGGCGGUGAAGGCACACAGGCUGUGGCAGCCCCAGAAGAGGCCCCUGCAGAAUCUGCUCCUGAAAAGCCAAGCGAGACCGGGGAGGUUGGCGUGCCUGAGGACACAGGCGAGGCAGGGGGACGAAGCUCAGGCGGGAAGAAGGAAGCUUCGUCCAGUAAGAGCGCUGCGGACGGGAAGCUGGUAAAAGCUUCAUUUGCUCCAAUAAGCUUUGCAAUCAAGGCCAAAGAAAAUGAUCUACUUCCCUUGGAAAAAAACCGAGUUAAGCUAGAUGAUGACAGUGACGAUGAUGAUGAAGAAAGCAAAGAAGGCCAAGAAAGUGCUAGUAGUGCCGCCAACGCUAGCCCGGCCGCAGCCCCGCCUUGUGUAGUUGUCGAGGAAAAGAAGCCCCCGCUUACCCAGGAGGAGCUAGAAGCAAAGCAAGCAAAGCAGAAGCUGGAGGACCGCCUUGCUGCUGCUGCCCGGGAGAAACUGGCCCAGGCAUCCAAGGAGUCAAAGGAGAAGCAGCUUCAGGCAGAACGUAAAAGGAAAGCAGCCUUAUUUUUGCAAACUUUAAAAAAUCCUCUGCCAGAAGCAGAAGUUGGAAAGAUUGAGGAGAGUCCUUUCAGUGUAGAGUUUUCGAGCCCACCAGUGCCUGUGGUCCCAGCUACUUGGGAGGCUGAGGCUAGAGGAUCAUUUGAGCCCAGAACUUGGAAAUCAGCCUGGACAACACAGAAUGACUUGUCUCAAAAAAAAAAAAAAAAAGAAUCCCGACAGUUGUGAACUCUUGAUCGUAGAGUUGGACCUGGCUGUAAUAGCACGUCAGCGCCUAUCCACAUCCCCCAGCCACUUACGCAGACACAGCUCUGCUCUCCUGCCGGUGACAAGGGCUACCGAGAGGCCACCGUGGCUGCCUGUUUCCACCUUAACAGGGAAGGACAACCAUCUCUUUAGAAUAAGUAGACCCUCAGCUGGGCCGCAGCUCGCAUCGUGAAGGUCUCAUUUCAGACCAACCCCUCCUUUCAGUGGAGCCGCAGCCUCAGUGGGACAGAGGUUGGCAGGCUGCGGUCAAGCAGCUCGUGCCCCUGCCCUACCCACCUGGUGUGAGGGCAGAGGGUGAGGAGUGACGUGCUUCACUCUGGGAAGCCCCAUCCGUCCUUUCAGAAUGGCCUUUGGCACAUGUUAGUAGGCUCUAGGAAGCCUCGGGUGCCGUCAGGGUUAGUGGGGGCUCGCACAUCUCAUGCAGGGUGCACUCCUUGCGCUCUGAGACUGCUGGCCUUUCUGAAGGGCACAGAGCUAAUUUUUCUGGCAGUCCAGCAUCCGCGAGCUGUCCCACACCCAGCCUGCCUCCCCCUUGCUCACCUUGAGAGGUACUGCACUCCGCCUGUUCACCAUGCUGUGCCUCUGCACACGGGGACACAGGUGAAGCUGCAAAGUGGCUGCCUGUGAUUUAAAACAUCAUUUAUUAGUGUGUGCAGUGGAAUGUUUACAUAUUAAACUCUUGUAACAGUGAGAUAGUUUUAUACUAAACCUGAAAAAAAAUAUUAUUCUAAUAGAAUUUGAGUGAGAAAGACGUUUUUGACAAGAACUGGCCCACGUUGAAAUGGGUUCCCUUGAGAAAUGGUCCCUGGAGAUAUUAGGAAAUUCCUUAAUAUCUGGGCAUGGUGGCCACUCCAUGAUCCCAGAGAAGGAGGCUGAGACAAGAAGCUUACAGGUUCCCAGGCCAGCCUCAGAGACUUAGAAAGAGUCUAUCUCAAAAUGAAAAACUGGGGAUGUAGCCGAGUGGUGGGGCACCCUGGGUCCAUCCCCAGUACCAAAAAAAAAAAAAAAAAUAGCAAACCUGGUAGAGGUAGGAGAGGGAAAAUACUGGGGAGUGAAAUUGAUCAGAUUAUCAUGUUCAUGUGCCUGUCUGAAUGUAGCAUGAUGAACCCCACUAAUGUGCUCCAACGACAAACAAAUCUAAGAGAAAUAAGCCUGCACAUAAACAUAGACGCGGAAGCCACCUUGCAGAUGGGGGUGCGGGGCCAUCUGAAGCCUGCGCUCCACAGCUCCGGUGACUGAGUUCCUUUAAUGAGAACGGACUGCGGAUAACAGCUCCCUGGGACUCCAGCCCAUGUGCUGCCACUGCUGCCUUGGGAGCCUCUGCUUAGUGUGCAGGCGUGUAGAGAUGCACACCGGGUGUAGGCAGCAGGGAGGCUGGAGGGUCUCACAUCUUGAAGCAGCCAGCUCCAGUGGCCGUUGGAUCCUAGACAGCUACCUGCCCCACAGAGCACCCCUGACUGGCUCCUCCUCUCAGAGCUGCAAUGAGAAGCAAGCUCUGGAAGUGGCCUGUGAGAGGCCCACCCAUCUGCCCUUGUCAGGUGGUCUCCAGGGAGGACAGCCACUCACCAGGCAGAUUCCCAAAUGCCAAGCCAGCUGCUGACAGUGCCUCUGUUGAGGGCCCCUGUGGUGUCCGGGGACACGUUCCACAAGCCUCACAGUAGAAUUCCAAGUGAGAAGUUUUUAGAGGCUUCAACAUUUGGUCAGAAUCUGCUUCCAGCUGAGCUGUGGCCUGAAAGUGCAGCUGCCCCUCUGGGGAGGCAGCUGCCCUACAUCUGGGUGCCGUGCUCCUGCUGUGAGGCUCCCUGCAGUGCAGUGAGACUUGUGCACCCUGGAGCAUGCCUCUGUCACCCAAAGUUUUCCUGCACUCCAAGAGGUACCUCCUCCUCUGGUUAAGACUUGCAAAAAAGUUGCAUUCGGAUGUAUGAAAACCCUCGUAUUGGAGAUUUACAGAAUCUGUUUUAGUGGAAAGUCAUUGAAUAGCAAAUACAGAAUUUUUAACAUAGUGAACUUCAAUACUGUGGUGGGGAGUUACUGUGCAGGAAGAGCCUCUGGGGUCCGUGUGCCCUUUCGGUAUAAGGUGUGUGCUGUGGUCCUCCUGAGGGCAGGGCUCUCAGAGAGGCAGUACUUCCUGAGAGUGCAAGGCAUCUGCGUGUGAGGGACCCAAAGCUGCUCUUGUGUGGUCUGUGUU
Molecule: messenger RNA, 5412 nt
Organism: Marmota monax (woodchuck)
Lineage: Eukaryota; Metazoa; Chordata; Mammalia; Rodentia; Sciuridae
Gene: Sfswap
Product: splicing factor SWAP
Exons: 14
Coding region: 903-3185 (760 amino acids)
Biological process (GO): RNA processing; mRNA 5'-splice site recognition
Molecular function (GO): RNA binding
Source: RefSeq, a predicted model, not a curated record